CCACAUUCGAGCACCAUAAACAAGGCACACGGAAAAGUCUCGACAGCGCCGCUCACAGAAUCUCGCGAUCGCUGUGUUCUUCGGGGCCGUCGCUGGACCUCCCACUAUUGCACUCGAGUCCCUCGUGCCGAAAUCGCUUAACUACUGCCCCCGCCGCAUCUGCCUCUUGCCCGCUCCAGUGACGCCCGUGUCGAUAUAUACUUCCAUCCUGGUUAUCCUGCUGCCCUCUCUUUACUCCAGCUUAUCAACGACACUUUUGGGGGCCAAAUUGAGAAGAAAUAUUCCAGCAUGAGUGGCCCAAGCGACUGGGUCGGCCGGGCCAUUGAUGCCGUUAAGAAGGCUAUUGAGCUUGACGAAAAGGCCAACUACGAGGAAGCCUACAAACAAUACAUGACCGCACUCGAGCUCUUCAUGCUGGCGAUCAAAUGGGAGAAGUCGGAGGCCUCGAAGCAGAUCCUCAAGAAAAAGGCGGCCGAGUACAUGGACCGCGCGGAGAAGCUGAAAAAGCACCUUAGCGCAAAGGAUGGAGACGACAAGAAGAAGGCUGCUGCCAUGGGCUCAAACGGGAAGACGGGCACGAACGGUGCGGGAGGCAACGACGACGAAGAUGCAGACAGCAAGAAGCUGCGGGGUGCUCUGCAGGGUGCCAUCUUGAGCGAGAAACCGAAUGUAAGAUGGGAGGACGUGGCGGGCCUGGAUCAGGCAAAAGAGGCGCUCAAGGAGGCGGUGAUUCUGCCCAUAAAGUUCCCGCAUCUGUUCCAAGGCAAGAGGCAGCCGUGGAAAGGCAUCCUGCUGUAUGGGCCCCCGGGAACAGGAAAGUCAUAUCUCGCAAAGGCGGUGGCUACGGAGGCGAACAGCACAUUUUUCAGCGUGAGCAGCUCGGAUUUGGUCAGUAAAUGGAUGGGUGAGAGUGAACGCUUGGUAAAACAGCUCUUCAACAUGGCGCGCGAAAACAAGCCUUCCAUCAUCUUCAUAGACGAAAUAGACGCCCUGUGCGGUCCUCGCGGCGAAGGCGAAUCCGAAGCAUCUCGCCGCAUAAAGACAGAGAUGCUCGUUCAGAUGGACGGUGUCGGCAAAGAUUCGCGCGGCGUCCUGAUCCUGGGCGCGACAAACAUUCCCUGGCAGCUGGAUGCGGCAAUACGAAGACGGUUCCAGAGGAGAGUGCACAUUUCGCUACCGGACCUCCCCGCGAGAAUGAAGAUGUUCGAACUGGCGGUAGGGAACACGCCAUGCGAGCUUAAGACGGAGGACUACAAGCGCCUGGCUGCAAUGAGCGAGGGAUACUCGGGCAGCGAUAUUGCCAUUGCGGUGCAAGAUGCCCUCAUGCAGCCCGUGCGAAAAAUUCAGACGGCGACGCACUACAAGAAGGUCAUAGUAAAUGGGAAGGAAAAGCUCACACCAUGUUCGCCCGGUGACCCUGGCGCGAUGGAGAUGGAUUGGACGCAAGUCGAGAGCGACCAGCUAGAAGAACCCCCGCUUGUGCUGAAGGACUUCGAGAAGGCGAUAAGGAAUGCGAGGCCGACGGUCAGCGGAGAGGAUCUCGCGAAGAACGCAGAGUGGACGAAGGAGUUCGGCAGCGAGGGUAAUUAGGAUUCGACUCGCGAAAUUUGCUCAAACGUCCUUUUCCCCAACCCUCCCCAACUCACACCCUUGAGACCGUUGCGAAACCACGUCAGAGAGCAACAACGUAGGGCUCGUCGAGAAACGUACAUAUCUCCGCCCACGAACUUGGCUGUAAAUUCUACAGGCGACCGAGAGCAGAUCGUGGUGGCUUAAGUUCAUAAACAAGAAUCCCAACCUCGAAAGACAAGUUGUGCGACGUAAGCAAAUGAAGACAGACAAAAGGGAAAUGACGAGGACACAUCACAUCACGUCUAGUUGCGACGAUGAGGCACGUGUUGCGCCAAAAGAUUUUUCCAGUUCCACCUCCGUUCUCGAUGCUUAUAAGCAAGAGCGCAGCGAGGCGGCGCAAUUCACGUCAGAAGGAAAAGAUGAGCAGGUCGCGAAUCGUAUAGUCUAUUUGCUUUGUCAUGUGUCAUUUACAAUGAAAUCGCACCGUGUUGUUCAA
Messenger RNA from Verruconis gallopava, 2068 nucleotides. RefSeq lists its product as uncharacterized. The transcript is spliced from 3 exons. Lineage: Eukaryota; Fungi; Ascomycota; Dothideomycetes; Venturiales; Sympoventuriaceae. The record is from RefSeq and is a predicted model, not a curated record. The coding region runs from base 289 to 1590 and encodes 433 amino acids. Gene Ontology annotation, molecular function: ATP binding; ATP hydrolysis activity. Gene Ontology annotation, biological process: vacuole organization; endosomal transport.